Molecule: messenger RNA, 1990 nt
Organism: Polyodon spathula (Mississippi paddlefish)
Lineage: Eukaryota; Metazoa; Chordata; Actinopteri; Acipenseriformes; Polyodontidae
Product: STARD3 N-terminal-like protein
Exons: 7
Coding region: 645-1376 (243 amino acids)
Source: RefSeq, a predicted model, not a curated record
UACUCUCAGCUAGAUCAAAACGGGACCCCCACAUAGACAGAUAGGGGCAGGGGGAUUUAAAGAGACCAUUCAGUUUUAAAGGCUGCCCACUUACAGCCUCUUGACAUUGGCACAUUAGAAGUGACACAAAUGUUAAUGGGGUUCAAAUUACUUAUUUAUUUUGAAUCUUUAGACAUGCAAAGUUCUGUGGAAUAAACUGAAAUGAUGUACCCCCACCCCCACCCCCCCACCCCCUUGAAGGCUAUUGUUGCACAGGUAAACUAAGUGACUACAAAUUGCAUGAUAGGGGUACAGUUCUCUACAGUAUUGUUCCGCUUCAUAACAAUAAAAAUAGGCCCUCUGCUGUUUUUGAUUUCCUAUUUGCAUGCACUGUUAUACAAAUACUCAGGUACUGUACAUAUGAACUUGGUUCCUAUUCAUUUUCAGGGGAAUCUGUUAAACAGAAGUAGGGCUGCAGUCGUUCCCAAGGCACAGUGCAGAUGUUAGGAUUGUCUGUGCAAUGUUCUAAUGGCUACAGAAACCAGGACACUUGAUUUUAUUCUCAUAUCUGAGCAUUGUGUUUCACAGGCAUCAUGCAUGAGAGCCGGGGAUGUGGCUGGUGAGCUCCUGUGCUGGAACAGUUAGUCGGCGAGUAGGCUGGUGAGAUGGAGAGUGCCCUGAGUGGGAGUGUGGACUCCAGGGCUUCCCUUCGCACUGUCAGCUCCAUUAACGCAGUGCAGCUCGCAGCCAGACUCGAGUCCUACGAAUCCGGGGAAAAGAAAUCCAUAUCUGAUGUCAGACGGACUUUUUGCCUAUUUGUUACCUUUGAUCUUCUGUUCAUUACCUUCCUGUGGAUCAUUGAACUGAACGUAGACGGAGGCAUUGAAAGACAGUUAAGCAAGGAAGUUCUUUAUUAUGAUUACCACUCCUCCUUCUUUGACAUAUUUGUCCUAGCAGUUUUUCGAUUUACUCUACUGAUACUUGCUUAUGCAGUGUGCAGGUUGAGACAUUGGUGGGCUAUAGCGAUAACAACAGCAGUUACCAGUGCUUUUUUAAUAGUUAAAGUCAUCAUCUCAAAGCUGCUUACCCAAGGGGCUUUUGGCUACCUGCUGCCUAUUGUGUCCUUCGUACUAGCAUGGAUAGAGACCUGGUUUUUGGACUUCAAAGUAUUGCCACAGGAGAUGGAGGAUGAAAAUAGGUUCCUGUCGGUUCCGGAUGCCUCAGAGAGGGCGGUGCUCAUUCACCCAGGCCCUCUGUCUGAUGGACAGUUCUACUCGCCUCCAGAGUCUGUAGCAGUGUUAACUCGAAGAACAAUGUGUGGUGCCUCAAGAGACCAUUACAACCUUAAUCUGCUCUGUGAUCCAGUCACCAGUCGCACUGAAACUUUUCUUUACUGAACAAAAUGGAACUGAUGUGGAUGUUGACUCAAUGAGCAGAAGCUACAAGAGCCGUCUUUUGCCUUAGAACUGCUAACAGCACUACUAGUCCUGUCCAUUUUCACUGUACUAACUCUCAAUGCAAUCAGUUGGUUCAGAUAUCAUGAUCUGAAUGUUCAGCAGAUCUACAGCUAACUUAAACCACUAAUUGUAAAUAGUUAUUUGUUGAGAAAUCUUGUACCAUUCAUAGUAAAUCGCUGUGCUCGGUACAGUUUAUAAUAAAGAAGUGGUUUCCUCUUAAUUCGUUUUUAUCAAGGUUCCAACACAGUCGUGAGCAUUGUGAUUAAUUUUUCUUUUAUCCAAGUGGGUAUAUUUUACUUUUAGGGAAGAUUUGAUUUAAUGAACAGCAACAAAACUGAAUGCCUAUUAUACAAACACAUGUUCCGGCUUGUAUUUUAACUUUAAUUAAUUAAUGCUAGUGACGGUAACAUACACUGAAGUUCCAAUAUGUAAUUUGAAUUGAAAUGAGUAGCUGGAUAACACAACUUGCUGUUAAUUUAAAUACAGCAAAAACUCUGCUUUUAGAAAUUGAGCCUUCUAUGUAGUACUAUUUAUGUGCAAUUGAUACUCUUUUC